Sardina pilchardus (European sardine) is the source of this 1742-nucleotide messenger RNA. It is a transcript of the gene sostdc1b, whose product is annotated as sclerostin domain containing 1b. Lineage: Eukaryota; Metazoa; Chordata; Actinopteri; Clupeiformes; Clupeidae. Gene Ontology annotation, biological process: negative regulation of BMP signaling pathway; negative regulation of Wnt signaling pathway. The coding region runs from base 48 to 773 and encodes 241 amino acids. The record is from RefSeq and is a predicted model, not a curated record. Gene Ontology annotation, molecular function: BMP binding. The transcript has 2 exons.
AGUCCCGAGACGAAACAUCACACGCGCCUCACAUUCUAACCGACGCGAUGUCGUCUCCCGCGUGUGGAUACCAGCUCGGGUUGCUGCUUUUCAUUCUGCUGAAGAACUGUAACGCAGUUAAGAACGGCGACACCGAAACGCUGGACGGCCAUAUCAUGCCGCCGGUGCACGAGACACCGACAAACGUAUCUCUGAACAGAGCGAGGAACGGAGGCAGGAGCUCGGACCCGAGCGCAAAACUUGACCAGUCUCAGGUGGGCUGUCGAGAGCUGCGCUCCACCAAGUACAUCUCGGACGGCCAGUGCACGAGCCUGACGGCGGUGAAGGAGCUGGUGUGUGCGGGCGAGUGCCUGCCCAACCACCUGCUGCCCAACUGGAUCGGCGCCAGCCUCAGCGGGCGCUACUGGUCCCGGCGGGACGCCCAGGAGUGGCGCUGCGUCACCGACCGCACCAGAACCCAGCGGAUCCAGCUGCAGUGUGUGGACGGCAGCACGCGCACCUACAAGAUCCAGGCGGUGACCUCCUGCAAGUGCAAGCGCUACUCGCGCCAGCUCAACGACUCCGUGCACCAGACCGACGCCUCGGGUCAGGGUCAGAGGCAGGCGGCGCCGGACGGCCCGAAGAAGAGGAGGAACAAGAACCAGAAACAGAACCAGAAACAGAACCAGAAACAGAACCAGAAACAGAACCAGAACCAGAACCGGAACCAGAACCAGAACCAGGGGAAGAGCGCACGCAGGCCCAGUCCGGACAAGGCCCACACCAAACACUGAGCACCGCCAACCCCCUCCACCGCCAUGCAAGCACCACCACCUCUCAGGCCCCUCCACCAACAACCCCCUCCACCGCCAAGCCCCUCCACCAACAACCCCCUCCACCAACAACCCCCUCCACCAACAACCCCUCCACCGCCAAGCCCCACCACCUCUCAGGCCCCCGUCCCCCUACUGUCCUCCUACUGCCCCCUACUGGGUUAGUGGUUAGCUAGCUUCAUAUCACACAGCCCUGACUGUAUCUGGGAUUAGCAGUUAGCUACAUGUACAGUAGCUCCAUCUCCCACAGCCCUGACUGUAUCUGGGGUUAGCAGUUAGCUACAUGUAGCUCCAUCUCCCACAACCCUGACGGUAUCUGGGGUUAGCAGUUAGCUACAUGUAGCUCCAUCUCCCACAGCCCUGACUGUAUCUGGGGUUAGCAGUUAGCUACAUGUAGCUCCAUCUCCCUCUGCUGCCUGUGGACUAUAAGGCUUCUUCUCUUAGUGCAGCUGGUUUGCCAGAUAAAGACUUUUUUCCCCUGAUGGUGUGUAAAAGUGUGUUUGCUGAUUUAAUGAGAGGGGAGGUGUGUAUACGCACAAGGAGAGAGAACUGUCUCAUCUCGGCUCAUGUUGCAUCCACCGUGUAAGCGGAGAGGUGAGAGUGGGCGGGAGCUUUGAACCUCAGCCAAUCCCAGCUGAGGUUUGGAGCCAAGACGAGACCAUGACAGUAGGGACCUGUAGCUAGGCAGCAGCCUGUAUGCUGGGUGCCCACUGCCGCGUCGUCUCACCAAACGCUCACAUGUUGUUCAUACAUACAUUAUUAUAUAGAUACGUAUGUUUCUGAUCGUAAAGAAUGCCAAGACAAUAUAAUAUAUUUUUUUGCAAGACUGCAACAUUGUACAAUCUUUCUGUUUUAUACUCUUUAGUCUUAGACUGCACAGAAAAUAUAUUUAAUAAGCAUCUAUCUGUAUUAAAAAUGUGUGCAGUGCAA